Molecule: messenger RNA, 951 nt
Organism: Spirodela intermedia
Lineage: Eukaryota; Viridiplantae; Streptophyta; Magnoliopsida; Alismatales; Araceae
Source: the annotation of a GenBank genome assembly
AUGGGAAACCUUCCGGACGAGCUAUGGAACCGAAUAAUGGAGGCGGGCGUUCGGUGCUCCGUGCUGGGCUUCAGGGAGCUCUGCUGCCUCUCCAUAUCUUGCCGCCGCCUCCGCCGCUUGUCCGGCGACAGAGCCCUCUGGUCCGCCCUUCUCGCCGUCGAUUUUCACCAAGACGGCGGCGGGCCAUCUUGCCCCUCUUCUUCCGACGGCUCUUCUUCCACCGAUUCCAAGUCCCUCUACAGGGCCAAGUACAGAUCUUCGCCCCAUCUUCUUCCACCCUUCUUUGGCCCCCCGCCGGCCUCUCAUGGGGAUCUCCUCUGGAGAUGACGACAGGUUCGAGAGGCACAGAGCGAGGAAGCUCGCCGCGUGGAGAUUGGCGGUGCUGAAGGAAGAGAGCCAGAUCGGUGAGCACUCUAGAAGGCUCGAGGAGCUCCGGUCCCUGAUUGGCAAGGAGCAGGAGAAGCUGAAGACGGCGAGUGCAGAGUUGAGGAACCUGGACAGAGUCAGGUGCGCUGCGUUCUCUGGGUUUUUCCCUCCACUGAUCCAGAGAGAGAUAGUCGAACUCUUUGACUUUUUAUCAGGCGAGCAUCUGUGGUCAUCCAUGUGUGGCAGCCUGAAGUCGUCCGCAGCAGCCAGAGGCAGCUCGUCGAGCAGUGCACUGUCCCUGUUGACUCCCGCGCGAGUGGGCUGGAGAUGGAGCUCAAACUCUGCAGGCAACAGAUUGCGAUAUACAGUAAAGCUUUUGUAAGUCUCUUUCGGCUCAUCACCUUCGCUCGAGCUUGAGGGAGACACCUGAGAGAGUCUCCCAUGUUUCUUUCACAGAAUAGCCAUAAAAGAAAGCUUGAUGAGAGGAAGGAGGUGCUGGCAUCUCUGAAGUACCACCCUGUCGACAGUUAUGAACCGGGUGGCCAGUCAAACGGAGGGACUAAAAGGAUGAGGAAACAGAAGUGA